AUGCUCCUGAGCACGAGGAGCCGAUGCAUUAACCGCCUGUGGCGAUCCAGGGCGACCCUGCUCCGCCGGCCCCGCGCGACGCAUUGCCGCGCGCUGCAAUCGUCGACCGCAGCGGCGGCUCCCGGCGAGGACGGGCGAUACGCCGGCGCGGACGCCGCUGCCCUGCCGCGCUUCUUUUCGUUCGAACUGCCCCAAGCUGCCGGCCGGAGCGUGCAGCUCGGCGCUGACGAGGCGCGCCACGCGUACCGCGCGCUGCGGCUGCAGCCGGGGGACCCUCUCGAACUCUGUGAUGGCCGCGGCCACCUCGUGCGGUGCGAGCUGGUGCAGGCUGACAAGGGCUCUGCGACGGUGUGCGCCGUCGAGGCGCCGCGCGAGCUGCCCUGGCGCGGCCCGCGGCUCGUGCUGGCUGUCGGGUGCCUCACCCUCGCCGGCGGCCGCACAGACUGGCUUGUGGAGAAGGCCACAGAAUUGGGGGCCCACAGCCUGGUCCCUCUGGUCACGGAGCGAUCAAACGCCGGCGCCGGCCGGUCAAAGUUCCGGACCGGCAAGGUCGGCGGCGGCGGCGGUGGCGGUGCAGCGGCAGAGGCGGCGGCAGGGGAGGAGGACUACCGGCCCGCGGGGCGGCUGGCGCGGCUGGCAGCCGCGGCGAUGAAGCAGACGCAGCGCGCGCACGGCCUGGAGCUGCGGCCGCCCACCGCGCUGCGGGACGCGGCGGCGGAGGCGCGGGGCGCGGCGCUGGCGCUUGUCGCGGCGGGCGGCGCGCCGCCGGCGCUGCGGCAGCUGGAGGAGGCGCGGCGGCGGGGGGCCGGCAGCGGCGUCGGCGAUGACGGCUCGCAAGCCGACACGGACCCAUGGGACGGCCGACAGAUCUGGCUGCUGGUGGGCCCAGAGGGCGACUUUUCGCCGUCCGAGGUUACCACCCUGCUCGACGCUGGCGCUCUGCCCGUCGGGCUGGGGCCCCACCGGCUGAGGACGGAAACAGCCGCGCUGUCGCUGCUGGCCGUGGCGGCCGCGUUUGUUGAUGAUGCGCGGCAAGGCGGCGCGCCGCCGCUGCCGGCGCCCCCCGAGUAA
Molecule: messenger RNA, 1071 nt
Organism: Monoraphidium neglectum
Lineage: Eukaryota; Viridiplantae; Chlorophyta; Chlorophyceae; Sphaeropleales; Selenastraceae
Product: ribosomal RNA small subunit methyltransferase E
Exons: 4
Coding region: 1-1071 (356 amino acids)
Biological process (GO): rRNA base methylation
Molecular function (GO): rRNA (uridine-N3-)-methyltransferase activity
Source: RefSeq, a predicted model, not a curated record